This is a messenger RNA of Rhizophagus irregularis DAOM 181602=DAOM 197198, 648 nucleotides long. Lineage: Eukaryota; Fungi; Glomeromycota; Glomeromycetes; Glomerales; Glomeraceae. The record is from RefSeq and is a predicted model, not a curated record.
AUGUUAUUCUUUUUUUAUUGGAUCCUCUACCUUGGAACCUCAGCCUUGAUCUGGACUACCGCCCAAGCUCGUCCACGAUCAUCUCAUGGUGUCAUAAAGCGUGAGCUAGGUCACUUUGAAGAACGCUACAUCAACACCCUGAACUACAAGCUACAUAACGAGACCGCUUCGAUUGAGCUCCGCGUCUACUUCCCGGUUGCUGGUGCGCUAAUCGAGCAUCAAGGAUCCAUGAUAGAAGCUAACGAGCUUGGUGAAUUCGAAAUCAAAGACGUCGAUAGCGAUUACGUAGUGCUUGGUCGGAAACAAUCAGGUCGCGUCCAAGGCGUCCAAGGCAACAUCAUCAAAGACGGCAUCAUCUACCUCGCAGACCAGGCCAUCCAACACACCAAAUCGGCAAUCCUUGACCACAACCACGAUCACUCUCACUCCAAGCGUAGCAGCGGCACCUGUAUUGAAAAUCAUGGAGGAGAGAAUUGCAGUGACGCGUACAAUAUUCAUGAAGGGCGGUGUCCGGAGAAUCACCAAGUGUGCAUGGAUUAUAAUGGGUAUUUCACGGAUUGCAAGAAGGAGAAUAAGUACUUAUAUUUUACCGGAAGUGAUUGCUAUGUUUCUCUUAGCAAAGGAAACUGCUGGAAUGAAAUUAUGUAG